Molecule: messenger RNA, 3418 nt
Organism: Gossypium raimondii (Peruvian cotton)
Lineage: Eukaryota; Viridiplantae; Streptophyta; Magnoliopsida; Malvales; Malvaceae
Product: mechanosensitive ion channel protein 1, mitochondrial
Exons: 8
Coding region: 230-1831 (533 amino acids)
Biological process (GO): transmembrane transport
Cellular component (GO): membrane
Source: RefSeq, a predicted model, not a curated record
CGAUAACGAGUUUACACACAUUUUCAUGAACUAAACAAGUCUCUGGCAAGCCUCCGUUUCCGCCCUCCAUUGAUCUUUUGUUCUUCUUUGGAAGCUUCACCUCAAAGAUACCCUAAAAGGCUACCGUCAAAGAUUGAGAAUUAUUUCUGGAUUCAGUUUGUUAUUCAAAUUUUGUAGAUGUUCACUUUUUUGAACCAUGUGAGUAACUCUCAGUUGCUUUGUAGCUGUAAUGAUUGGAAUUAAGCUUUCAAGACUGAGGUUAUAUUCUACUUCCCUAUAUUCCUCUUCAAAAUCGUCAUCGGCUUUAUACAAUUCAUUAAUGAAGCCUACAGGAAUUGCUUAUAAAAACUAUGUCAGACCAUCUUAUGGUUCUGUGAAUGGUUUCUAUAACAAAACAAAACUUCGUUGUGCUGCAAAGUUUAUGAAUAUUUGUAGUAAAGUUGUGGUCUGUUAUCACAAAUCCAAUCCCAUGUCUGCAUUAUCCUUGACUUCAUCAAAUUUGCCUUUCCGGAGUCUGUAUCCUUUUGUUUCGAUAAGCCCAGUGUUGAUACAUCAAUCGCAGUCAUUGUCUUUCAGUAGCAAGGCAGAUAAGGUUUCAGCUGCUUCUGGUGGAGCGGAAGUAGAUGUUAGUAAAAGUGAUGGUAUUGGUAGUGGUUGGGGUGAUAAAGUCAAAGAUGCUUGGCAUAGUGCUGCGGAUGCAAUAGGUUAUACUAGGCAGAAGGCUAAAGAAGUCUCCAAUGAACUGAAGCCUCAUGUUAAUCAGUUGCUUGAUACUCAUCCGUAUCUUAAGGAUGUGGUUCUUCCUGUUGGGUUUACUUUGACUCUCACCAUACUAGCUUGGGUGGUCUUGCCUAGGCUUUUGAGAAGAUUUCAUGAGUAUGCGAUACAAACUUCAAUCCUGCCAUCUGGAAGAAUGCUUGGGGAUCAAGUGCCAUAUGAUAAAAGCUUGUGGGGAGCUUUGGAGGAUCCAGUGAGAUAUGUAAUUACCUUCAUGGCAAUCUCUCAAAUUUGCAUGAUGGUGGCACCAAGUACUGUUCCAUCACAAUACAUUGUGCAGGCAUGGAGGGGUGCAGCUAUACUUUCAUUUGUCUGGUUUUUGCAUCGUUGGAAAACAAACGUACUUGGUUGUGCACUGGCUACUAAGACUUUAGCAGGGCUUGAUAGGGAGAAGUUGUUAACUAUAGACAGGUUUUCAUCUGUUGGUCUAUUUGUUAUUGGGAUUAUGGCUUUAGCAGAGGCAUCUGGCGUAGCUGUGCAAUCUAUUCUGACAGUUGGUGGCGUAGGAGGAGUGGCUACUGCUUUUGCUGCCAGGGACAUCUUUGGAAAUGUGCUCAGUGGAUUGUACAUGCAGUUUUCGAAACCCUUUUCCUUGGGUGAUACAAUAAAGGCAGGAUCUAUAGAAGGUCAGGUGGUUGAAAUGGGACUGACAAGCACAACAGUACUUAACUCUGAGAGAUUUCCGGUUCUGGUUCCGAACUCACUUUUCUCCAGUCAGGUUAUUGUAAACAAGUCACGUGCCCGAUGGCGUGCAGUGGUGACCAAAAUUCCCUUGCAAAUUGAAGAUCUGGACAAGGUUCCCGAGAUAUCAAAUGAGAUCAAGAGCAUGCUGAAAUCAAACUCAAAAGUUUUCUUGGGAAAGGAGGUCCCUUACUGUUUCCUGUCUCUUGUAGAAGGUUCUUAUGCAGAACUAACUGUUGGAUGCAAUCUCAGACAUAUGAGCAAAGAUGAAUUGUACUCUACACAGCAAGAUAUUCUUCUGCAGUCUGUCCAGAUUAUCAAGAAGCAUGGUGCUACAUUGGGCAGCACAUUCCAAUGUCCUAUCGGUCAGUGAUGCUAAGAGAAUGAGAUCUUUUGCACCCAAGUUGCAGUUUAUGCGGUACUCCACAAAUCUAUUGAAGUAACUGUCAUGCAGGUCUCGGUUGCCGAAAACUUGAGCUGCUUCCCUAGUUUGGAUUCUUAGUUUCUCUCCUUCUGCGGACACCAUUGCAAGUCUCAGAGCUUUAGCUAUAUCAUCCCGGCUAAAUGACCCGUCUUCACUUCUCUCUAUCUCUACACCCAAACCCUUGUCUACCAGAAGCCUUGCAUUCAAUGGUUGGUCUAUCACAAAAGGUAGCACCACGAGAGAGUGUCCGAACUGCAGUGUUUCGAUAAUCGAGCCCCACCCGGCGUGACACAAAGAGCCCCCUAUUGAAGAGUGUCCUAGUAUCUCCAACUGCGGUGCCCAACCGAUGCAGACCAUCCCUCUCCCUCGCGUACGCUCUUGAAAACCACAAGGCAACGCAUCAAGUUCAUUGAAAGCCCAGUGGGGUUUCCUUAGUGCCCAUAAAAACGGUAACCCCGAUAGUUCCACCCCAUAUGCUAUCUCAUGUGUCUGUUCUUUGCUUAGCUUGCACUCGCUCCCGAACCCUACAAACACAACUGAGUUAGGCUUUUGAACAUCGAGCCACCUAAAAAUUUCACCGGUUUGUCUUCCUUGGGGUUUUUCUGGUAGUAGCAAACCAAUGGGAAACACUGGUUUGCUGCCAUUGCCGGUUAUCUUCUCGAAUGCGUUUAAGUACUCAGCUUCAUAUUCAGGGCAAGUACGAAACGCAACAGCUUUAGAUGCUUGUAAAAUUUUGUGAACCCUGUCAGCAUCCGAUAUCCCGGAAGCAUUCUCCCCAUGAAACCCUUCGUGCAUGGCAGUAGCUAAGGAUUUAGGAUAACGCAAUGGAGAAGAAAAACCAAACCACUCAGGCGGUGACAUCAAACUUUCCGGGGAUGACCUCGUCAACGUCUGAUUCACAAAGAAACUAUAAACUGAAGCCGAAAAAACCGAGAAAUUAAUGAGAGGGAUAUGUUGUUCUUGAGCUAUUUCCACCAUCCAAUGAGGAAUCACAUCGAUCAAAAUCCAAUCUGGCUUUUGAUCUAUGACGAACUGCUUCACCGGUUGACGAAGCAGAUCGUAUGCAAUCUUCAGAUACUGGAUUUUCUCGAAAGGGAUAUCGACAGUCGCCUCACAACCUUCGGGCAGCUGUUGCUCAUCGUCUAAGUUUGGCAAUGGAAAGACCAACAAGUCUAAAAGGGUUGCUAUGUUUGAUGGAACAUUGGGCAGUCUUUUAAUGUUUCCGGGAGUUGAUAUGAAGGAGACUUUGAUACCAGCUUUGGCUAAUUGUAAAGCGAGUUGAAAGAAGGGUAUAAGGUGACCAAAAGCUGACCAUGGAACCAUCACCAUAUGCAAACGUGUAGUAGCCAUAUCUGUAACCAAGGCAAUACCCUGAGUCUAACCAGCCAACACCGAUAUAAGGGGGAAAAUUUAAGAGUUAAUUGCAUCAAACCUCUUAAAAUUAUUGGCCAAUUUUACUUUGGUCCUUAAAUUUCAAAAACAUUACAAACCAAUUCUUUAAUUAAAGUACUGUUCCAAUCGAGUUCAAUUGAUUUA